AUUUUGACGCGGGUUGCUUGGAAAUACGAUGCAGCGCGAACCUUACAUCAUGUGAGGAUGAUGUCUCAGAGGUCAGACUCUCACCAGGAAUCUGAUGUCAAAUGUAAAGGAAAGUUGCAUUGCAAGAAACGUUCUUAUUUGGCACUGGAUAAUGUAGAGAAUGGCAAUAACACAUGUCCCGUGAUGUCUCCUAAUCGUCAUGAUCCAUUGGAACACAUUAUUCAACUUUCCAGUAAUCUCAAAAUACCUCGUACUCCAAGACGGCAUUUGUACGACAUGAUAUACAUUGAACACCAUGCAAAUGGGGGCGGUUAUGCUCUGCAUUCUUACGCUGACGAGUUGGCUCACCUUACCACAGAUGAGCUGAAUAUGCUGACUCGAAAAUAUUUCAAAACACUUUUUACGGAACGAAGAAAGCGGGGAAUCCGCGUUCCUUUUUCUCAUUAUUGUAUUGGUGUUGUUCAUGGUGCUGCAAGAAGGAUGCCGGAAUUACUAUCAUACUUGUCUUCUGUUUAUCCCAAUCUCAACGUUUCAACAAAUCCGCUUGAACAGAAGAAUGCUACUGAAACCCUGACACUUGCACAGUACGUAAAAAAUGUUCACAAAACUUAUGCAAAUGGAAUUUAUCGUUUUGGGCCGCUGCAUGCAUUAAGUAUUGUUGGUGUCAAGGGUGAAGAGCAUGGCUUUUUUGAUAAAAUUCUUCUUGAGAUGAUUGAACGGGAUCCCUUUUUAAAGCUUGUAACACCGUGGGGUGCUUUGUCCAGUUUAAGUGGUAUGGAUCCCAGAGAAAGUAAUGAUGGGCCUAUACUUUGGGCUCGUCAUGGAGAACAGACUAUUCCAUUGUUUUCAACUUCUAUGCGUAGAAAGAGACGGGUUGUUGAUGGUUGUGGUAUUACAGAUUUGGUUAUCGGCCGCCGCACUCUCGGUGGACGUCAAAUAGCAAUCCACGACAGGACUCCUUGUCAUGCCGACCAUGCAGAUGAUGGACUUGCACGUCAUGCUACAGCGGCUGUUGGAUUGCUCAAGGCAGUAUAUCCUCUUCGACAUGGUAGAGAACAUGAAUUAUCUCACUCUUCAUCUUGCUCUUCUCCUUCUGAAGAUUCCAAACAUGAUUCAAAUUCUGCCACAAAUCCGUAUGCUUACAAGUUAAAUCAACCUGCCAGAAUAGUCAAAGAUGUGGUUGUGUUUGAUCCACGUCACUAUGUUGAUUUGAUUGAACGGUUAAAACUGGAUAUAAUGGAACCGCCAACAAGUCAGUGUGGUUCAUUUUGGGCGGAUGACGGUGAACUCAAUCAACUACAUUCUGAAGGUUUUCGUUAUGUUCGUCUACCUCUUCGUGAUAAUGAUAUCUAUUUCAUCCCACGGAAUGUUGUACAUCAAUUCAAGUCUGUUUCAGCUGUGACCAGCAUUGCAUGGCAUACGCGUUUAAAAAAUUAUUAUGACCACUCACAACGUGAUGAUACAAAUGCAGUGCUUGAAAAUAAUGAGUCAAGUGUGAUCAGUCCUCUUCAGCAGAAGCAGGAGCAGCCACAAGAGUCGUGCACAUCUACUGGGCAAGUCCCCAGGUUAAAUGUUCUCAAUGUUGUACACACUAAUAAUGGUGAGAAGAAGUCAUCUGAAAGUAUUCAUUCGCCAGCAGUUAGCUAGUUCAAAAUUCCAGUUGUCUUUUCUUGUAUUCUAUGCUUUUUAUACUUCUUUUUAAGUUGCCUUUUGUAAUAUACUAACUACUAUUAUCGUUAUUACUAUUAAUAUUUUUAAAAUUCUAUAGAGCCCUAUAACAAAUACGCUCCAUGUUGCUGUCAAAUAGCCCUGUGUGCAUUUAUUACCUUCCUACAUUGAAUCCAUAUGUAACACAAUAAUACUUAUCACGUUUGCAUACUGUGUAUGGUACUUGUUUCCCUAUAUUCUGUGAUUAUUUCUUUCUGUUUUGUUUCUUUUUUCUAUCUUCUACUUCUUGUACAAACAAUCAGGCGCCUAAAUUUUUUUUGGGAUGAAGUGUAUUCAUUAUUUUGGGGAUUUUAGCUGACGUUCGUUUGUCUUAUCGAUUUAUGUUAAGUCUUAUAUUGUUUCUUUAGUUUAAUCUUCUGUUAUCGUUGUAGUUUAUUUUUAAUGAUUUCAUAAACGUCGUCAUGAAGUUGAUAAAUGAAAUGUAAAGUCAAGGAUGCAAUAUGUUCACAAGGUCUAGUACUUCAGUUUUUCCUUCUUUAUUCUCUUCUGAAGUAACUUACAGGUUUCAUUUUGAGUCAGCUGUUCAGAUACAAUCGGAAUAAAGUCUGUAAUAUGGCGUGAGACAUGAACAUUAAAAGUAAAAGACAUGAAGGGAUUACAGGGUUUUGAUCACAGAUGUCUUCGUAGAAUUGCCCGCGUUUGGUGGAAUCACCGUAUGAGCGAUGUUGAAGUCAGGCGAAGGGUACCAGACAAGACAGGUUGACAGAUAGACAACUACAGUAUCAAACCUUACGCAAAAAUGCCACACUUCACAGUAGCAUGCAAAGAACGUGGGUAGAAAAAGAGCGAAAUCAUAAUCGACGAUAGUGAAUGACAGGAGGAAUUCGAAAAAAUGAAGGUUGAAGGAAAUCUUCAAAAUUUGGAAGGCUUCAAAGAAUCACUAUAUCUACAACAUUUUUACGGACUUUUAGCUGUGUCACCAAGGAUCUCCAACCACUGAUUCAUGUCAUCUUACGGAUCUCAUCCAGAUUGUCUACACUUCCCGACACUGCUCAAAUCAACAUUCAGACACUUCAUGGACUGGUGCCAGGUCAUGGUAUGACCACCCUGAGCCUUCUUCCAAUUCAAUCCCACUUCGGCUAACAAUAACUUGAAGUCUAUUGUACGUAUGCUGUAAAGUAUAAUGAUGUGUGAAUUUCGAUCAAUAUAUUCUGUUUGGGCUAAUCCCGAAUCCUCGAUACUUUGUUUG
This is a messenger RNA of Heterobilharzia americana, 2917 nucleotides long. The record is from the annotation of a GenBank genome assembly. NCBI's taxonomy places the organism in Eukaryota, Metazoa, Platyhelminthes, Trematoda, Strigeidida, Schistosomatidae.